AUGUAUUUCUUCUUCCUUUUCUUCUUGUCCAUUUUUGUCAUCAUCUUUUUCUUAUUUCUUUCAAUUCAUACAUCUUUUAUUUUUUUUCUUAUCUCUCUUUCCAGUUCUUCUCUUUCCUUCUUUUUUAUCCUUUCUUUUUUGUCCACUCAUUCUUUUUCGUUCUCUCUUUCUAUGUCCUUUCUUACUUUUCCUUCUUCUUACCCUUCACAAUCAUUAUUUUAUUCAUCGCCUUUCAUUUCUUUUAUCCUCUUUUCUUUUCCUUCUCCUUUUCUUCUCCUUACAUUUUUAGUAAAGUUCUCUUUCUUCUUCUUCUUCUUCUUCUUCUUCUUCUUUACUUUCUUUCUUUCCCUCUUUAUUUUUCAUUUAAUUCUCUACUUAUUUCUCUCUUCACUUUCUUCCUCAACUUGUUUUUUUCUCCCAUUCUUUUCUUGUCAAUUCUUCCUUGAUUUCUUCUUUAUUUUUCCCUCUUUUCCAUUUUCCUCUAUAUUUUCUUCUUUUUCUCCUUCUUUAUAUUGUUCUUACUAUCCACUUUUCAGCUUUUCUUUCUUCAUUUUUCAUCCUCUUCCCUUUCCCUGUGGUUUUAUCAUUCCUUCGAUCUACAUCUUGGCUCAUUCAUUCAUUUUUCUUACUCUUCGUUUUCCUUCUUCUUUGUUGUUCCAUUCUAUUUUUCGGCUUUUCUUUCUUCAUUUUCCUUUCUGUACAUUGUGUCGUUCCUCGUUUAUUCUUUUUUUGUCUUUUUUUUCCUCUUUUUCAUCAUAA
Messenger RNA from Acanthosepion pharaonis, 759 nucleotides. The record is from the annotation of a GenBank genome assembly. NCBI's taxonomy places the organism in Eukaryota, Metazoa, Mollusca, Cephalopoda, Sepiida, Sepiidae.